This is a messenger RNA of Raphanus sativus (radish), 303 nucleotides long. RefSeq lists its product as uncharacterized. NCBI's taxonomy places the organism in Eukaryota, Viridiplantae, Streptophyta, Magnoliopsida, Brassicales, Brassicaceae. The record is from RefSeq and is a predicted model, not a curated record. The transcript has a single exon. Bases 1 to 303 code for a protein of 100 amino acids.
AUGACCCAACACAUCCGAUCAGAUAGUGGUAUGGUCGAGGACAAUGGUCCGACCAUCAUAUAUGAGGACAAUGCAGCCUGCACUGCUCAACUCAAAGAUGGGUAUAUCAAAGGUGACCGGACCAAACAUAUUUUACCCAAGUUCUUCUUCACCCAUGAGUUGAAGAAAGCCAAGGAGGUCAAUGUCGUCCAAAUCCGGUCUAGUGAGAACUCAGCCGAACUCUUCACCAAGUCACUUCCCACCAGCACAUUCAAGAAGCUCACGAAGCAGAUUGGCUUGCGUAGACUCAAGGACCUUCAGUGA